Malassezia restricta is the source of this 825-nucleotide messenger RNA. RefSeq names its product membrane fusion protein Use1. The transcript has a single exon. Gene Ontology annotation, cellular component: endoplasmic reticulum; SNARE complex. Gene Ontology annotation, molecular function: SNAP receptor activity. The coding region runs from base 1 to 825 and encodes 274 amino acids. Gene Ontology annotation, biological process: retrograde vesicle-mediated transport, Golgi to endoplasmic reticulum. Lineage: Eukaryota; Fungi; Basidiomycota; Malasseziomycetes; Malasseziales; Malasseziaceae. The record is from RefSeq and is a predicted model, not a curated record.
AUGGCACUGGCAGCGGUGGAUCCCUUUUACCGGGCGCGAGAGGAGCCGCUCGUGCGUGCAGAGCAUGCCCCGCACAAUCUGGCGAGGUAUCUCGAUGCGCUAGAGCGCAUGGUGCGUGAUGAGCAGGCGCACAUGGCGAGCGCGCGUGCGCUAGGCGCAGCGGCAGAUGCCGAGCGUGUGCAAGCGAUUCGUGCGGCAGCCGCGAAUGCGGAACGCAUGGCCAGUAGUGUGCCAACUACGUCUGAGGCUCUCCCACGCAUCCAGCGUGUGCGCGAGGCAGCAGAUAGUCUGCUGAGCGUCGUCGUGCGGCGGCCUGCCCACCCCGUUCCCCUGGAAGAAUAUUGGAACGAGUACCUAUAUGAUGGACUCGCUGUACACGCAGCAGCUCCGACGGAGCCUGAGCCUGUGAAGGAAGAGGCCACGCCGCCGGCCGUGGAAACGCCCGUAGCAGAAGCGCCUACGAUCGAGGCGCCUGCCCUACGACAGCGGCGCCCGGCGCCGGAGGCGACGGAGGCAAAGCCAGGGCCUCCGCGACUGCAGUCAGAUCGCUCCUUGCAGGAUGCCCUGGCCUCUGAGCUCCUGCGCAUGGCGGGCGUGCUCAAGGCGAAUACGGCGGCGUUUUCCGAGUCCUUGGAACGUGACCGCGUGCUGGUCGAGGAGGCGAGUGGCCGACUGGACCAGAACCUCGGGCUCAUGACGCGUACGCGGGGGCAGCUGGGCGUGUUUUCGAAAAAGGCGCGGAGUAUGGGAUGGUUCACGAUCGGCAGCAUUGUGUGCGUCGUCGUGUGCUGGAUGCUGAUGUUUGUAGUGAUACGGUUGACGUAA